Messenger RNA from Cylicocyclus nassatus, 471 nucleotides. The record is from the annotation of a GenBank genome assembly. NCBI's taxonomy places the organism in Eukaryota, Metazoa, Nematoda, Chromadorea, Rhabditida, Strongylidae.
AUGCCAAAAGAUGUCCCAAAACCGACGUGCUGCAUUCGCGAUCCUUCACGUGCUGUUGUCACUGGUCACUAUGGAACUCGUUUUAGUUCCAUAGCCAUUAUAGACGCACAAACACUUCUUAUACAGAAGUUUACUAUAGAAGGGAGUAAGCCUCCGGACGCAUGGAUUUACGCAGGGCGAGGCGAAAUCAAUCAAGAGAAUGGGAAGAAAGCCUUCAUAUUAGGAAGAGAUACACCGGAACAUCACUGUUCGAUUAGAGAGGACUGGGCCGAUGAGGACAUCGUUGUACGAUUGGGAGAAUACCAAACUGUUUACGAUAUUGAAUGGAUCAGCGUGUUCUGUUACAACUACUCAGUCGACUUCGCUCAUCUGCCAGUCAAACUGGACCAUACACGGGAUUUUGUGCCAGCCUACCUACCCGAGUUCAGGACAAUGGCUCCUUUCCGUGAAAGAAAGAGAAAAUGCGCUUAG